AUGAUUUUGUUAGAUGAAAAGGGUGGAAGGGUCCACGCUGCUGUCAAGGGUUCUUUGCAUAUCCGUAAAAAAAGUUACAAAGGAGAAGCUUAUUUCAUAAAUUUUUUUGGAGUUGGUUUGAAUAGUAGUAGUUUCAGGCCAACUAAGCUUGAUUAUCGUUUGUCUUUCAACUUGAAGACGAAUGUAAAAUCCACUAUUGAUUCUGCUGUUCCCACCAAUGGAUUUGAUUUUGUAGAUUUUGACGUUAUAGAGAAAGAGUCUUCUGAUUCCCCUUAUUUAGUAGAUGUCAUUGGUUUAGUCUCUGGAAUAGGGGAAGUUCGUGAGCAUAUUAUCUCCGGGGAAGACAACAAUGGUUGUCGUGGAGCUUGA
Molecule: messenger RNA, 369 nt
Organism: Gastrolobium bilobum
Lineage: Eukaryota; Viridiplantae; Streptophyta; Magnoliopsida; Fabales; Fabaceae
Exons: 3
Coding region: 1-369 (122 amino acids)
Source: RefSeq, a predicted model, not a curated record